This is a messenger RNA of Micropterus salmoides (largemouth bass), 2435 nucleotides long. RefSeq lists its product as uncharacterized. The record is from RefSeq and is a predicted model, not a curated record. NCBI's taxonomy places the organism in Eukaryota, Metazoa, Chordata, Actinopteri, Centrarchiformes, Centrarchidae. Gene Ontology annotation, molecular function: GTP binding. Bases 114 to 1763 code for a protein of 549 amino acids. The transcript is spliced from 4 exons.
GGUUCCUGGUUGGUACAGACUGUCUGUUCACUCUUCUUGCUCGUCAUCAGAGAUCUCUGUGCAGCCAACAGGUGAACAGCAGAGAACCAAUAAGCUGCUGUCAAGCUGUUACCAUGGCAACGAACAGCUCAUCCAAAUAUGACAACAUAAUUUCCAAAAGUGUUCUGAUCCGAUCAGGACCUCCUGCUGUCUACCAGCUGAGACCAAAGAAAGAGAACAUUGGAUCUCUAAGAAGAAUGACUUUUGGUGAAAGAAAUGUGAACAAGAUAAACAAAACCAUCUUGCUUGUGGGUGAAACAGGAGCAGGAAAAUCUACUCUGGUCAACGCUCUGGUCAACUACGCCAUGGGAGUGAAGUGGGAGGAUGAUGUCUGGUUUCAGAUCGUAGAGGACGAGAAGAAGAAAGAGGAUGGGGAGAACGAGGACGAGGAAAGAAGCCAAGCAGAGAGUCAGACAUUAGAUGUGAUGGUGUACCAGAUCUUUGGUUUUGAAGGUGAAACUCUGCCCUACUCUCUGACCAUCAUCGAUACUCCUGGAUACGGAGACACCAGAGGAAUCAAACAUGAUGACAUCGUCAGUCAAAGAUUAUUAGACUGGUUCCGCUCAGGAGAAGUUCAUGAGAUGAAUGCAGUGGGUCUGGUGCUGAAAGCAACUGAGAAUCGACUGAGUGACCGAAUGAGGUACAUCUUUGAUUCAGUGGUGUCUCUGUUUGGAAAAGACAUGGAGAAGAACAUUGUUGCUCUCAUCACACACUCAGAUGGUCUGACACCUGAAAAUGUUCUGAAAGCUCUCAAGACUGGAAAAAUUAAAUGUGCCAGAAAUGAAAAGAAUCAGCCUGUUUACUUCCUGUUUAAUAACCGCCAGGAUAAAGACAGAACAGAGGACACAGAAGCCCUUCAACAUGCCGAUAAAAUAACAACCAGAGGAAUGAGACAGUUCACAGAGUUUCUGGAAAAAACUGCACCUCAGAAUCUGAAGACAACUGUUGAAGUGUUGAAUUCACGAAUCAGACUGACAGCCUGCAUCCAAAACCUGAAAGAGAGAGUUGAGUUCACUGAACUAAAACAGAGAGAAAACCAACAGACUCAGGAAGCUCUGAAGAAAUAUGAAGAAGAGAUGAAGAGAAAUGAAGAAUUCACUGUAGAAGAUGAUGAGAUCUACAAAGUUAAAGAAAAUAUUGAUGGUGGAAGGAGGUGGUUGUGGAUGAAUUAUGAAGCAGCUGUCUGCUGUACAGUCUGUGAGGAGAACUGUCACUAUCCUGGAUGCACACUGGCCUGGUAUCCUGAACACUGUGAGGUCAUGAAAGGUGGCCGCUGCACUUCAUGUACCAGGAAGUGUCCUGUAUCAGAUCAUGUGAAAGAAAAGUGGAUCUAUGUGACCAAGACAAGGAAAGUUCAGAAGACCCAGCAAGAUGUGAAAGAGAAGUAUGAAAGAGGUAAAGCAGGCUGUGAGGAGACAACAAGCCUUUUGGAAACUUUAGAAAAGCAAAUGGAAAAACUUCAGAAAGAUAAAGAUCAGAUGUUGGAAAAGUCCUUUGAACAUGUUGUCAGACUGGAUCAGAUCGCCCUGAAUGUUGAUUCACUGUCCACUCAUGUCCACUUGGACUUCCUGAUUGAGAAGAUGAAGGAGAAAGGAGACGCAGAGAAGGUCCAGAAACUGGAGGAGAUUAAGAGUCGAGAAGGUAAAGGAACCAGAGCAGGACUGCGGUACAUGUCUGCUAAACUAACAGCAGCUGGUAAAGCUGUUAAAGCAGCAGUGAUGUAGCAGGUGAACACCAUCAGUGUGAGCAGCAGCUGUGUAGAAAACAAGCUCUACACUGUUGAUCCAGAUGUUUAAACAUCACAAAAGCUUUUUCAUUCUAGUUCUAUGAAGUGUGAUGAUGAUGUCAUAAGUUCAUGAGGAAAUUCAAAUGUAAUCACCUUUUAAAUGUCAGAUGUGUACUUCCUGGAAACAGCGCCCUCUGUGGUGUGGAAUGACUGCUGCUCUUCUUGUACUUCCAUGUUUGCUCACCAAUAGUGAGUUCAGUGUGCAGAUUAUCAUCAGUGCUGAAUCAUGGCAGCAGAUUUAUUUGGUGUUGAACAGCUGUUAGUUUUCUCUUCUAAUCAUGUUUUCUCCACUAUGAUUGUGUUUGUGCUUGUAUGAAUAGACGUGUCUUAUAUAUCCACCAUGAUGUCACAAUGUUGAAGCUGUUGGGAAAUUAAGUGAACUCAUUAUAAAGGAGUUUAGCCUGGAGGGGGGUUGAAACCUCUUCCUGUGUUCUGAGAGUGUUAAUAAUAUAUCUUAAUAUCUUUCUCAAUAAUAAAGAAGAUUACAGUUAAUGUGUGUUGUAUCAAAGUCCUAUAAGAGCUGAGGACAGACUGCCUCUCCUCAGUCACACCUGUGUAAUGCUGAUGAUGCUCUGACCUGCAAACAAUAAAGAUCUGCUGACAUUAUGAA